ACCAGCUGAUGCUGAGGCUGUACUGAGCGCGGAGCGAUGGGCAGAACUGUUGAUGUCGCGUGGACGAUGUAGACCCUUAUUCCCCCUGUAUUCCCGCGGACCUGCUUAACCCCCCCCAAACUGAGGAUCCCGGUUCCACGAUGGGGAUGACUUCUGAGCACCCUAGCGAGCGAGUACGGAGGCCCGAGCAGGACAAAAGGGUAUGAGUGUAGAGAUCGGUUGGAAGUGGCAGCAGCGGCAGCAGCAGCAGGCUCCGUUGGACCCCAGCGAGAGCGGCGAAGUGAGUCAGAGCUAAUAAAAGCAAGGAGGUGGCAGACACACAGCGAAGGACGGCGAGGAAAAACCGACGCGAGAACCGCAAGGAACAAACGCCAGAGCUUCGAGAAGAGCUGGAGCAGAACAAGAGCAGAGGAGGAGCUGGGGGACAGGAGCAUGGUGGAGGUGGCGAUGGGACGGGCUGAGGCUGCGACGGCUGUACCUCCUCUCCUGGACGCCGGCCUGCGGAGUGGGCGGGUGUGUUGACCAAUCAGGGGACGUUGUCGUGUGCGCUGCCCAGACGGAGCCGCUCAUUACCCCUGCUGGACGAGACACCCCCCCCCCCUGUGAUGUGAUGAAUAAGUUUGAGGUCCUUGGCAUCGUCGGGGAAGGGGCGUAUGGAGUGGUGCUUAAGUGCCGGCAUAAGGAAACCAAUGAACUGGUGGCCAUCAAGAAGUUCAAGGACAGCGAAGAGAAUGAGGAGGUCAAGGAGACCACCCUCCGGGAGCUCAAGAUGCUGCGCACCCUGAAGCAGGACAACAUCGUGGAGCUGAAAGAGGCCUUCCGCCGUCGCGGGAAACUCUACCUCGUCUUCGAAUAUGUGGAGAGGAACAUGCUAGAACUCCUAGAGGAGCUUCCCAAUGGGGCGCCCCCUGAUAAGGUCCGCAGCUAUAUCUACCAGCUCAUCAAGGCCAUCCACUGGUGUCACAAGAACGAGAUUGUCCACAGAGAUAUCAAGCCUGAAAACCUGCUCAUCAGCUCUGAGGAUGUCCUCAAACUCUGUGAUUUCGGCUUUGCUCGUAACCUGUCAGAAGGGACAGACGCCAACUACACUGAGUAUGUUGCAACAAGGUGGUACCGUUCUCCUGAACUGCUGCUCGGCGCUCCAUAUGGGAAGGCGGUGGACAUGUGGUCGGUGGGGUGCAUUCUGGGGGAGCUGAGCGACGGCCAGCCCCUGUUCCCUGGGGAGAGUGAGAUAGACCAGCUCUUCACCAUCCAGAAGGUUCUUGGGCCACUCCCCGCUGAGCAGAUGAAACUCUUCUACAACAACCCACGCUUCCAUGGAAUCAGGUUCCCCUCGGUGUCUCACCCCCAGACGUUGGAGAGAAGGUACCUGGCCAUCCUGAGUGGCCUCAUGUUGGACCUGAUGAAGAACUUGUUGCUGCUGACUCCGCCUGAGCGCUACCUGACGGAGCAGAGUCUGAACCACCCGGCCUUCCAGCCCCUCAGGCCGACGGAGAGACCUCCGCCCACCUCCCCGGUCCCGCCUCGCUCCUCAAAGAGGAAGACGCACCACCACGGGGAGAACACUGUCCCCACCAGGAAUCACGCUAAGAGCACCAGCCACCGGCACUCCAACAGUAAAGAAUGUUCCAGCCUCCCGCGCCACGGUGACCUGCACCACCUCAGCAACAGCAGCUUCCUGAACGGCAACAAGCCCCCCCCCUCCAGCCUCAGCCCCACCCUCCACCCCAAGAGCCAGUACAUGUCCCAGACGCUGAACCGCUCGCCGGCCAGGAGCAAAGACCUGGCCAACAACAACCUGCCCCACCUCCUCAGCCCCAAGGAGCUCAAGGGGAAGAUCGAGUUCGACUUCAACCUGGGCCCCUCUUCCAAGCUGCCCGAGCAGGGGCCCCCCGGGGCCAAGUACGGCCACGGGAAGUCCAGCUCCUCCCGGACCCAGCAGCCGCCGCCGCAGCCACAGCAGCCCCCGCCGCAGCUGCCCCAGCAGCCCCCCAACCGCAACCCCUUCCUGGAGGGCAAGACCAACACGCUGCAGAGCUCCGGAGCCGACAAGCAGCACGGCCGCGUCCCCCACAACAUGGCCGACUCGGCCCACGGAUCCAUGUCUUCCUCGUCCAAGAGCUCCGCGUCCUAUCUCAGCCUGUCCAAGAGCCACAGCGCCCUGAGCGACGCCAAGUCGGUGGGGAACCUCAGCGAGGGCCGGCUCCACCCGGACGACACGGGCUCCAACGCCGCCGCCGCCGCCGCCGCCGCCGUCGGGGUGGGCGUGGCCGUGCCGGGCGCCCGCUACUUCCCCUCCAGCUGCCUGGACCUGAACGCCCCCGCCGUGGGACCCCCGGCCCAGGGAACCCUGCCGGGGAGCCCCUCGGCACGGCACAGCGACCGGUCGGGACACAGCCCCGCGUCGCGCAGCGGGGGCAACGGGCGCAUGGAGAGCAGCACGCUGGACUCCUCGUCCAGACACAAGUCCAGACACAAAGCCAUGGCUCCAGAGGAGGCCAUAACCCCGGAGCUGCUGGACCCAGGAGGAGGAGGAGGAGGAGGAGGAGGAGGAGGAGGAGGAGCAGGAGGAGCAGGAGGAGCAGGAGGAGGCGGCGUGGCGGGGAUGCCCCCCAACCACACCCUGCCGUCCCCCCACGAGUCCUACCACUACGGGCUGGGCUACACCUCGCCCUUCUCCUCCCAGCAGCGCCCCCACCGCCACUCCAUGUACGUGCGGCGGGAACGCCAGCGGCCCCACGCGGCCGAGCCCACCAUGGGCACGCUGCCCCCCCCGGGCCAGGGCCUGGCCACCCGGGCCAGCAGCCUGCAGCUGCUGUCCCCCCAGCUGCACCACCGCACCGCGCUGGCCGGGCACUCCGUCAGCUCCUCCCGGGAGGACUGCAACGACGACACCAUGACCCGGACUCAGCAGUCCCCUAAAGACAUGAGCCGCACUUGUGCGCCUCUCAAAGAUUCGGCGAGGGACAACGCAGUCACUGCUUUUCAUGUUCAGCGACCAAUAAACGAGGGGGGGAUGUAUCAUGACUACCACGGAGAUGACGGGGGUUCCUCCAAGGAGAACCGUAUGAUCUUCAGUGAGUCCAUGCCGCGCAGAGUCGGCAGCUUCUACAGAGUGCCCUCCCCCAGACCGGAUAACUCCUCCUCCUUCCACGAUGCCGUUGCCCAGGGCCGGGGUCCGGUCGUACCAGUUGUACCUGGGGACCCGGUUGCCAUGGUGAACCACUCUAAACGCCAGACUGCUUUUGACUGGUCUACGGCUGAAGCCAUGGUCAUGAAUCCUCCAGAGCCCGUCAAGGAGAAGGAGAAACAGGGCUUCUUCAGGGCCAUGAAGAAGAAAAAGAAGAAGACACAAAUGACGGACAUGGAAGAAGGGAGGAACCCCAGCAUCAGGAAGAGCCUGUUCCCCCUCUUUAGCUCUAAGAAUAGCCUAAAGCACAGCGCGGCGGCCAAAGCGCUGCCCGUAGUGGCGUCGCCCAUGGUACAACACCAGCCCAACGCAGCUUACCCCGCCUCUCCAGUCAGCGGUAACGGCCAGGAACACCUCUCCCUCCAGAGGGGCAGCAAGUCCUCGUCCCACCACAGCGGCCGCAGGAAAACCCGCGAGCGCUCCAGAGACCGCGACCGUGAACAGAGUCGAGACCGCGACCGGGAGAGGGAGAGGGAGCGGGAGAGAGAGAGGGACAGCAGGGGGAGAGAGAGGGAGAGGGUCGGGGAGUGGCCAACAGAGAAGCCCGUGGACUCCCACUCCCAGAGCCAACCGCUGAGGUCCCUCCGCCGGCUGCUCCACCUCUCCCCCUCCUCCACCCAGCCCCAGGUGCCUCCACCGCCUCCCCCAGACCUGCGCUUCCAGCAGACCCUCCCCAACCUCCCUGCCUCCUCCAAAGGGGGGUACCCCUCCGACGGCAGGGGCCACACAGACGGCAGAGGCCACCAGGACAGCAGGGGCCUUCAAGAUAACCGGGGCCACACGGAACCCAGGGGCCACACGGAACCCAGGGGCCACACCGACCUUAGGGGUCACACAGACCUUCGGGGCCACACAGAUCCCAGAGGCCACCCGGACCCCCGGGGAAACCCUGACCCUAGGAGCCACCCUGAUCCUAGGGGCCACCCUGACAACAGGGGCCACAAAGACCCUCGAGGCCUUCAAGAUAACAGAGCCCACACUGAGCCUAGGGGCCACUCGGACCCUAGGAGCCAUUCGGACUCCCGGGUCCUCCAAGAUAACAGGGGCCACCAAGAUAACCGGGGUCUUCAAGAUAACAGGGGCCACCAAGAUAACAGGGGCCACACUGAGCCUAGGGCCCACACAGACAACAGAGCCCACACAGACCUCAGGGCCCACACAGAUAACAGAUCCAACACUGAGCCUAGGGGUCACUCCGACCCCAGGGCCCACUCUGACCCCAGGGCCCACACCGAUCCCAGGACCCACACCGACCCGCGGUCCCACACAGACCCGAGGGCCCACACGGACCCCCGAUCCCACACGGACCCCAGAUCCCACGCCGACAACAGGGGCCACACAGACAGCAGGGGCCACCCAGAGAGUAGGGGCCAUCCAGAGAGUAGGGGCCACUCUGGAGUCAGUAACUCUUCCCAGGCCAAGAGCCGCAAGCCCAGCUACCCCAUGCCGGGGCAGAUCGAGUCCAGCUGGCACGCGUCGGCCCUGCAACGGGCCGAGGGGGCGCAGUACACGCCGGAGCAGCUGGGCAUCAAACCCGGACAGAACGGACCCACGUUUACGCGCGCCUCCCGUCCCAGGAUGCCAAACCUCAACGACCUGAAAGAGACGGCACUGUGAAACGGCCGGACAUCCGCACACUUCGCUCCCUCUCUCCCGAUAUUUGAGUGUCUGUAGACGGCAGAGGCCUAGCUCGCUACGGCUAGCGUUUACAUCGCAGUGAACCUUGAGAUCCCUCAAGUCAACCGCUCAGAGAAGACAAAUAUCUCCAAAUAUUGUAUCUCCACACUUCAUUGUUUGAUGAGGGAGUAGUCCAGCGGGACUCUUAAGGUAAGGUAUGAAUGACAGUACAGUUUAUUCACCUCAGUGUUGCAGCAGUUUGUAUGUACUUAACUCUCUACAGAUAUUUAAUGGUGUUACAUCAGAGGACAAGGACAAGAUGGCGUGGAAUCUGCCCGUCUUCAGUCGCAGAGACACUGCCCAUUCUGGACUCUAUGCUGCCGUCUGCUGGUUCAUAACAGCUACUGCAGCGCAUCAGAGCUAAUGGUCUGAAGUGACCCAGAAAGUUGUGUGCGUGUGUGCGUGUGACUGUGUGCGAGCGUGCGUGUGUAUAUGUUUUUCAAAGUCAAAUAUUUGCUAAUAAGAAAGAAAAAUAUAUAUAUAUCAACAUAAUUUAUGAAAUAUUUAUUUGUUUUCAACUUAAGGAUAUAAGCUAUAAAUGACACAGUAUGUAGGCUACAUGGAAAAAAAUUAAAAGGUAUUAUAGAGUUAUUGUGUAAUUGCAAGAGCUAUAGACACAAAAAGAUAUGCAUAGAUAUUCAUGUGUUUAUAAUUCAAUAUGUCACAAGAGAAAUAUAAUGGUGAAUGGCUUUUUUUGAUUACCACAAUUUAAUAUUAUUAUAACAGUAUCAAUGUUAUUUUUCAGUUGGUUAAUAUGUACAAAAAUAUCAAGAACAUUUUUCUAAGUGGAUGAGAUUUGUUCCCUGUGAGAAUCACUCCCCUCUUUCUAAGGUACUGUAAUAUUCCUUUUAUUAUAACAGUGAAGAUACUGUAAUAGUCCUUUAUUAUUACAGUGAAUCAGACUUUUUUGUUAUGCUAUCAUUGUCACAUGUUUACACUUUAUGGCUUCGCUACCUAUCUUUUGCCUUCAAAAUACUUUUUUUUUUAAUUCCAUUCAUCUUUCGGUCUAUCGAGGGUCUAUCGGGAUGUGUUGCGCAUGAACAGGGGCAUUAUAAUGGAAAUACUCAUAAAAGUGACCCCUCAAACAUACACAGGUGCACAUGCACGGUAACACACACACACACAAACACAGCUAUAUGUGUUUGUUCCUUCUGCAACAAUCCACCAUCUAUAUCAAGCAUUCAAGGGGGUUAUUUCUGUAUAAAAUGGAAAUGGUAAAGUUCAGGUAUAAGCUCAACGAAGGCAGGACUUUUGAGUCAGGGAUGGUCAUGGUCGAGUAAGGACGGUUCGAACCGAGAUGGUUAGAGAUGGGAUGGUCGAGUUCAGGUACAGUAUGUGUGGUUAGGACAGUGUGGGUGAGAGGUGAGACGGUAAAGUUCAGGUUUUGGAUCUUUAACAGUUUGGUUGGUAUGUGUAUUUGGUUAGAGAUGGUUAUGUAUUAGUUGAAGGAUGGUUAGAGAUCUAAGCAUUGGGUUGAACAUUACAAAAGUUCAGUGGCAGAUUGUUAUGAUGAGCUGUGGUUAAGUUCAAGCCUAGGUAUUGGGUAAAGAUGGUUAUGUUGAACGGUGAUUAAGAUCGGGUUAAGGGUCUGGAGGAGAGUGAUGUAUCAUGAGAAUAAAUACCAGAAAGGUAUGCAUAUCCUAUUUCAGCUGCUAGCAUACAAGCUAUCCACAGUGUGAAGGACACAAAGUGUUACAACAUUCAAAUGUAUUAGUUGAACUGAUUAAUUCUAAAGGUUAUGCGUUGAAACACCCAAGCUGUUACAGUUUGCACCUAUCCCAGUGGUUUACUACAUCAUCUUAACUUUCACAUUGGCUGAGAAACUCAUCAAAUGUGUUUUCUGGAAAGAUGGAAUCACACAAUUAUCCACAUAAAAAUAAAUACAAAUAAAAGCCUAAAUGACAGGAACGGUCUGGCAGAUGUAAGCAAUUGCUAUAGAGAACUUUAGUCUUUGUGAUGAGACAUUUUGUGAAUUUGUUGUAUGGUAAUGCACUGUUAUGUUGUCCACACUAUACUGGCCGAAGCACAUGGAUCCUAAGGGACCUAAGUGCUACAUUGCUGUUUACAGUGAAGCAGGCGUGCAAACGAUCAAACGCACACCGCUAUUGGUCAGAAUCGGUAAAACCAGGUGGGGCGUUUUGGUGAUUUGAUCACCUACAACGGUACGGUCCUUUAAAAAUAAUUCUUUGUUUAUUUCUUGCGUUAUUGCCUCUGUUCUCUGGUUUGAAUUCAACACAGUGACAGUAUGCCCUUCAACAGGGAGCCAAAAUGAAGACCAGUAAUAUUGUGACAGGGAGGAAAGAGCAACAGAUCCUGCGUUAGCAGAUGUCUCCUGAAGUUAUACAAACAUUAGUAUUAUUAUUGUCAAUAAUAUAAUCCUGCAAAACAAAGAUAACUACGUGUGGGAAACUGAAAGCAAUAACCUUCCUACUAACGAUGCUGGUUCUGUUUUAACGCCGACGUUGAAGUAAAUGUUUUGGGCUGCGACUACCAAGUUGUUAACGAAGUUGUUUGAUUAUCUCCACAUAUCGUCUAACUCACUAUAACACUACACACACACACAGGCUAAUGGAAACUAAUAAUGUGACAUUGAGGGUGAAGGGCCGCAAUCAGCAGAGCGCGUGAUCAAUGAGGUUCAAGACGGGAACGAGAUGAAAUAAGCCAGAGUUCAGCUAAAUUUUAACAAGAUAGAAGAUAGAAGGGGCUCAGCUUCGUACGCAAGAGGUGAAUGUGUUUUAAAAAGCAUACAUUUGUUAUUAUAAUUUUUUUUUUCAUUGAAACUGUUCCCCACUUUUUACAGGAUGUACAUAAAGUGUAUCUUAUCCAACCGCCCUACCGUCAAUAAUAAGAGUAUCAAAAUAAAAGCCCACUGUACAUUUUUAAA
This is a messenger RNA of Gadus morhua (Atlantic cod), 7751 nucleotides long. RefSeq names its product cyclin dependent kinase like 5 (gene cdkl5). The coding region runs from base 611 to 4807 and encodes 1398 amino acids. Gene Ontology annotation, molecular function: protein kinase activity; ATP binding. NCBI's taxonomy places the organism in Eukaryota, Metazoa, Chordata, Actinopteri, Gadiformes, Gadidae. Gene Ontology annotation, biological process: protein phosphorylation; positive regulation of axon extension; regulation of dendrite development. The transcript has 21 exons. The record is from RefSeq and is a predicted model, not a curated record. Gene Ontology annotation, cellular component: nucleus; dendrite cytoplasm.